GGGUCCGGGCGCACGCCCACGAGGCUGAAGCUGGCUCUGCGCACUUCACAGUCCGGGCGGCCGGCUGGCAGGGAGGGUGCGGGCAGGCGGGGCGGCCAGGGUUGGAGGGAGGGGCCGCGCCCCAUGUUCGGCUGGUGACUGCGCCUUCCGCCCCGGCUCGCCUAGGCUCCCGGGAUGCGCGGAGGUGGAGGCGGAGAUGGCGACGAUUCCUCUAGCCGGGCAGCAUUCAGGCCGCCGGGCGCAGCUGGGGUCGCGGCUGCAACAUGGAGGAGGAAGGGCUGCGCUGCGGCCAGCGGGCAGGUUUAUCUUCCUUGGCCCUCUUUUGGCACAUGCCCCUCGUCUGUGAGUUGAAGUCCUGACUCUCUUCCUGUUGGUUUUUUGUUUGUUUGUUUGUUUGUUUGGGGUUUUUUUUUUUUUUUUUUUUUUUUGAGACCACAAGAGACACCUCUCUCUGAAGAUGAACUCGAGCGUCCCCCUUCGGAGCGCUGCCAAUGCUACCUUGCCCUACAUACCUCCCUCGCAGGGAGGAGGCAAUGGCACUUCUCUCCAGGAAGAUCUUCGAGACUUCAUCCACACGGCCACCUUGGUGACUUGCACUUUCCUGCUUGCUGUCGUCUUCUGUCUCGGCUCCUAUGGCAACUUUAUUGUCUUCUUGUCUUUCUUUGACCCCGCCUUCAGGAAGUUCAGAACCAACUUUGAUUUCAUGAUCUUAAACCUGUCUUUCUGCGAUCUCUUCAUCUGUGGGAUCACGGCUCCCAUGUUCACCUUCGUGCUGUUCUUCAGCUCAGCCAGGAGCAUCCCUGAAACAUUCUGCUUCGCCUUCCACCUUACCAGUUCAGGCUUCAUCAUCAUGUCCCUCAAGAUGGUGGCUGCCAUCGCCCUGCACCGGCUCCGAAUGGUGCUAGGGAAACAACCUAAUUGCACGGCCUCCUUUUCCUGCAUCUUGCUCCUCACCCUGCUUCUCUGGGCCACCAGUUUUACCCUUGCCACCUUGGCUACGUUGAGAACCAGUAAGUCUCACCUUUGUCUACCCAUGUCCAGUCUGAUGGCUGGGGAAGGGAAAGCCAUUCUGUCUCUGUAUGUUGUGGACUUUACCUUCUGUGUUGCUGUGGUGUCUGUCUCUUACAUCCUGAUUGCUCAGACACUUCGGAAGAAUGCUCAAGUCAAAAAGUGCCCCCCUGUGAUCACAGUCGAUGCUUCUAAACCGCAGCCAUUCGUGGGGGCUGCUGUGAAGGGAGGUGGAGAUCCUACGCAGUGCACGGUGCCAGCUCUGUACCGGAACCAGAAUUACAACAAACUGCAGCACGCUCAGACUCAUGGAUACACUAAGAACCCCAGCCAGAUGCAGAUCCCUUCAGCCAAUCGACUCCAGCUGGUAUCAGCCAUCAACCUUUCUACUGCCAAGGACUCCAAAGCCGUGGUCACCUGUGUGAUCAUAGUGUUGUCCGUCCUGGUGUGCUGUCUUCCUCUGGGGAUUUCCCUGGUGCAGGUGGUUCUGUCUGACAACGGGAGCUUCAUCCUAUACCAGUUUGAACUGUUCGGAUUUACUCUGAUAUUUUUCAAGUCCGGAUUAAAUCCCUUUAUAUAUUCCCGGAACAGUGCGGGGCUGAGACGAAAAGUGCUCUGGUGUCUCCAGAACAUCGGCCUGGGCUUUCUCUGCUGCAAACAGAAGACGCGACUUCGAGCCAUGGGCAAAGGGAACCUUGAAAUCAACAGAAACAAAUCUUCCCAUCACGAGACAAACUCCGCCUACAUGCUGUCUCCGAAGCCACAGAAGAAAUUUGUGGACCAGGCUUGCGGCCCAAGUCACUCAAAGGAAAGUGUGGCAAGUCCCAAAGUGUCCGCCGGACACCAGCACUGCGGCCAGAGCAGCUCCACCCCCAUCAACACCCGGAUUGAACCUUAUUACAGCAUCUAUAACAGCAGCCCCUCCCAGGAGGAGAGCAGUCUGGGGAAGUUACAGACGGUCAACUCUUUCGGGUUUGCCAGUUCCUACAUCGCCAUGCACUACUACACCACGAACGACCUGAUGCAGGAGUACGACAGCACAUCGGCCAAGCAGAUUCCCAUCCCCUCUGUCUAAAUCACAAGGCCGGGGAAGGGGGCGGUGCUUUUCCAAGACCGAACAAACCUUGGGGAGAUGUUGAGGCCAGUGGCAAAGCAAAACCUGAAGAGUCUGCUGGAGAGUUGACCGUUAGAUUUUCUUUUGUCUGAGAUGUUGGCAUCUGGAUUUGCUUCGUGGUUUCCUGACAUUUUACGAUUUGAUGUAAAAGCUUGUUUCCAUUUUUGCCCCGAUGUGUGUCCCAGUCUUUUCUACUGAACUACUAAGAAGACGCCAGGAACGGCCCUAUGAUGGCAACCUUUCAGUCAGUGUUAUGGCCUGAAAUACGAAUGGCCACAUUUUUAAAGGUGUCUGAAAAAAUGGUCUUUCCGAAGUGUUAUUUUUAUAAACAUAUGGAAUUUGACUCUUUGAAGUACUAAAAUAGAAAACAGGAUGCUUUUUUGGUGGCAAGUUGAUUUAAAUAAAAAGCUUAUUGUUAAGGCAGAGACUAGAAAUGUGUUACCUGUACCGCUGUCCUUAUCGGAAGUUCUCAGCCAGUGUGAGGCCCUCCCCUUAUAAGGCAGUUACCUAACAACACAGAGUUGGGAUUCUUGUCACUUCUUAACUGUACACAUUGUUGUUUUGUGUCAACUGAGUAGCUAGCUUUACAAAGUGUUUUUGGUAGUUAGCAGUUAAUUGCUGUUUCAGAAGGAUCUGAACCGGGAAUCCAGUAUGGGGCACUGUGCUGAGAGAGCAGACAUGGCGUGUCUCAGCAGUUUGUCUGUGGGAGGCAGUGUAUCCAUACAUUUAACACUAACUACCCUUAUUUAACAAGACGUAGGGAUGCACUUG
Chionomys nivalis (European snow vole) is the source of this 2893-nucleotide messenger RNA. RefSeq names its product G protein-coupled receptor 75 (gene Gpr75). Bases 458 to 2083 code for a protein of 541 amino acids. Gene Ontology annotation, cellular component: membrane. Gene Ontology annotation, biological process: G protein-coupled receptor signaling pathway. The record is from RefSeq and is a predicted model, not a curated record. The transcript has 2 exons. Lineage: Eukaryota; Metazoa; Chordata; Mammalia; Rodentia; Cricetidae. Gene Ontology annotation, molecular function: C-C chemokine receptor activity.